Molecule: messenger RNA, 1477 nt
Organism: Electrophorus electricus (electric eel)
Lineage: Eukaryota; Metazoa; Chordata; Actinopteri; Gymnotiformes; Gymnotidae
Gene: thoc6
Product: THO complex 6
Biological process (GO): mRNA export from nucleus
Cellular component (GO): THO complex; transcription export complex
Molecular function (GO): protein binding
Source: RefSeq, a predicted model, not a curated record
UGAACGAAGUUUUCCUAGGCACGAAGCGGUGAACGAACAUUUAGUGAGCCGACUGCUCGAAAUAUUGAUUUCUGCUAAAGUAAACAAACAAAAAAUGGGCCCAGUUGAGCUUCUCCACAUGUCCGUGUUCUCGCAGACGUUCUCCCCCUGCGGUCGUUUUUUGGCAGCUGGUAAUAACUACGGAGAGAUCGCUGUGUUCAGCCUGUCCGCUGCUCUGAGCCCAGACGCAACAGGCAUGAGUCAGAAACCCAUUCUCACGUUUGCUGCCCAUGAGGGCCCUGUGUUCUCCCUGAUCUCCACAGACACGCAUCUCCUGAGUGCGGGCAACGGUGAAAUCAGUGCAUGGAGCUGGGCUGAGCUCACCAAGAGGAGCACCAAAGCUUUAUGGACAAGGAGACCCAAUUAUAAAACCAGCCUUGAGAUUCCAGAGAUCAAUGCUAUGAUUGUCAAUUCAAAAGACAACAGCUUGAUAGUUGGCGGGGGUGACAAUAACAUUCACAUCAUGGAUAUGGAAACCGGGACCUUCAAGUCUGUACUGCAGGGCCACAAAGACUACAUCCACUGCCUGUCUUUCAGGGAGAGAGAGGGGGAGCUUCUCUCAGGUGGAGAGGAUGGGGCGGUCAGGAUAUGGGACGCUCGGACAGGCCAAACGGUGCACUGUAUUGAGGUAUUUAAGUAUGAGGAAUGCACCCGCCCCCAGUUUGGGAAGUGGAUUGGCUGCCUUACGACAGACUCUGAUUGGAUGCUCUGUGGAGGAGGCCCGGCUCUCUCUCUCUGGCACCUGCGCUCCAUGUCUCCUACCUCCGUCUUCUCUCUAGCUGGCUGCCAGAGAGAGGCUGUCUUCUACCAGGACCUGAUCCUGACAGUAGGCGAGGGGCCGUACGUGUCCCACUGUGUUCCGGGAGGCACCGUAAAGGCUCAGAUCCCGUCCAGUUCCCCCUCACUCAACACGCUUACCCUGAACCUCAACAGCAAUGAACACAGGGUAAUGACAACUGCAGGCAGUAGUGACCAGAUCGAUGUUUUCACCAACUUCUCCUACAGAGCCUUCUCUCUGUCUUUCUGACACCAACACCCCCCCACACACACACACACUCGCUUGUAAUAGUACCUUUACCUUUCCUUGUGAGGACCAAAUGUUGACCUAUGUUAGUGACACUAAACAUAGGUCUAAUCCUGACCCUGAUCUGAACCCAAACCACUACUUUGUCCCUAAUGUUAAUUCUAAUUUGUAAUCUAAUCGUUAUCCAAGGUCCCGAAGAUCUAAAACCCAUUUUGGAUUUUUUUUAAAAAAAGAAAAACAAAUAAAAGAUUUUGGAUUAGAAAACCAGACCAAUGCAGAUGACUUUUGUGCAUUUCUCAUCAUUUUAGUUCUUCUUAAGAGGAAGAUCCUCUUGUGUGCAGAAAUGCAAGUAUACACCUGUCCUUUCAUAGAUGAAAUGUAAAUUUUAUUUUUAUAAUAAAAAAACAUUUAACA